CCCCGCUGCCGCCGCCAUCCUCUUCUCCCCUUCCUUCGCCUUUUCUCUCUCCCAACUCCAGCAGAGGCACCACCGCCGGCAUUGUUUCUCUGUUCUCCACAUCUCCUACGCCGUUCACCUCUUGCGUCGCCGCUCCCGUCUCUCCCCCUUUGGCUGCUGCAAGAGUCUCUUCCCGCUUUUCCGCGUCGCUGCCGCCAGCGUCUUUUUGCCAUUGUUGGACAAACCUUUGAACCCGUCACUUGACCGGUUCAGUUCUCGCAACCUUACUCUCUCAUCCACUCACACUCACUCUGCAUCUCUGCCUCGCCUCUCAGACCUCCUCGCGGCCACUGCCUCGUCUCCACUGUCCCUCGACAUCGCCUCUCACCACUCGGUUUGUGGCCUCGCCUCUUCCUCUGAGCCUCCGCGUCGUGCCGACUCGCCGUGCCUCCCUCUGUCGCCGUCAGUACGUCACGGUCCCACUGCGUUGCCCCUCCCUUUCCGUGGCCAAUUUACGGUCCAUCUGCAGCCAGCAGAUAUCCACUCUGAUCCGGGUAUUGGGCGAGGAAUUGGUACCCGUCACUCGUCAAGGGUACGGUGUGGGGACUGGGAAGUUAUGCAAAAUGGGGGACGGGGCGGGGACCAUAGUCUCCAUGGCUGAAAGGAGCAAGGAGCUUCUUCACUUGGAGCAAAAGGCCACACCCCUCUCAUCCUUAGAAUCCACACUUCUUGUUUGUAACGGCAAAAGAGAACAAUGCACUCAAACUAAGAUACUUCCCCCUAAUGGCACUCCUCUUACUUCUAUUCCCAAAAGCCAACUUUUAGGGAAGGUUAAAGAUUUCUUAGGAGUGAUGUCAGAAGCAAAUAAGCGGCUGGAACUUGAUGCGAAGGAUCAUCCUGAGAGUUACAAUAUUGAAGAGCUCACUGGAAAUGAAUCCAAAGUUAUUGAAAUGGAUUUGAUGCUUGGUGUUGCGGAUCUUAAUACACCUGAGGCUGUGGCUGCUGCUGAAUCAGCAAUUUCCAGUUGUCAGCCUGCGAUUUCAUUGGCCGCUGAUGGCAAAGACACAGACACAGAUUCAGAUGAAAGCAGUGCUGAAGAUGAUAACGAGGAUGAUGGAAUCAGAAGUGGUGAUGCUGGAAAUGAUGGUAGAAAGCCUUCAUCUCUUGAUGAUAAAAAACGAAAGGGAAAUCAUAAUUCCAAAAAACGAGCAAGGAUAGUCGAGCUUUCAUGAACUCAAUGGUGUGUGGUAACUGGUAAGGGGUUAUGAGAACUAGAUGCAUGAGUUGGCAUAAAUUGUUGUAUGUACUUGCUAAGAUGAUAUCAGCAAGAAUCAAAAUGCAUCUUUUACAUCUAGGGUAGGAAUAUAUUGUUUGAUUUUGGCUUAUGUUUGAGAUCAGACAAUAGCAGCUUCCAUAUGAGUUAAUUUAGUGGUAACUCCUCAAUGAGCUAUACAUGUAUUUAUGCCCUUAAUGACAGGAUUUCGGUGUAGCGAUACUUAAUUGAUUUAUUUUU
This is a messenger RNA of Arachis ipaensis, 1492 nucleotides long. The record is from RefSeq and is a predicted model, not a curated record. Lineage: Eukaryota; Viridiplantae; Streptophyta; Magnoliopsida; Fabales; Fabaceae.